UCAUAUUCUAAAUAUGUUUUUCUAAAACGAUCUGUGUAAAAAGGUGUGAAUGCAAAGAAUGUCCUUGUCACUGGAUCGUUUAUUUCUCUUACAUUUACCCCCUAUAAAGUAGCAGUGGUAUCGCCCGCUGCCCCGGAAACGCCGGCGACAGCAGGAGAAACCCCGGUGUGUAGCAAAGCAGGUGGAACUGAUUUGUCAGCCAAAGUGUAAAAAAUAGGUGUCCGCUUGGAGCAUCCAUCAGCGCCGCCUGACAGGCAUCAGCACAGCAUCAGUAACGCUGGACAAGCUCAAUCGCUUAGAUUUGAAUGGCCAAGGCAGCCAGAAGUACGCAGCGAAGCCUAUCAAAGGCUCUGUGAUGCCUGUGAAGAAAAAGAGGAAGCUCCCUGAUGCAGAGGAUCAUGAGCGCAAAUGUAAAAUUACAAGUUUCACCAGACCUCAGAUCCGGGGGGCGAGGCCGGUCAGCGGGGACAAGCUGUUCUCCAAUAAGAAGUGUCUGGCCUGGUUCCACGCGUACGCUGGCCCCGACAAGGUGGUGGGUCCGGAGGCCAUGGAGAGGUUCUGUGAAGACAUUGGUGUGGAACCAGAGAAUAUUAUCAUGUUAGUUUUAGCCUGGCAUCUAGAAGCAUCCAGUAUGGGCUUCUUCACAAAAGAGGAGUGGCUCAGGGGAAUGACGUUAUUACAGUGUGACUGCACAGAGAGGUUACAGGGCAAACUGGAUUACAUGCGCAACGAGCUUAACGAUUCUGCAGUCUUCAAAAACGUCUACAGAUACGCCUUUGACUUCGCCAGAGAUAAGGACCAGAGGAGUUUAGACAUGGAGACGGCUAAGUCCAUGCUGUCAUUGCUGCUGGCGACCACAUGGCCUCUCUUCCCCGUCUUCAGCCAGUUCCUGGAGCAGUCCAAGUACAAGGGGAUGAAUAAGGACCAGUGGUAUAACGUGCUGGAGUUCAGCCGAACCAUCAACACAGACCUCAGUAACUACGAUGAAGACGGAGCUUGGCCGGUGCUGCUAGACGAGUUUGUGGAAUGGAAGAAAUCCUGGUCAGCAUCGUAGCAGACAACGCAUCACAACACCAAAAAGAAGAUGGAGGGAGAGAAACAAAAACCACACCGUUAAAGAGAUCACACACACACACACGCGCACGCACACACACACACACACACACACACGGACUACAGCAUCCCCCUGUGUGGGGGCAAGCCUUUCUCUCAGUCGACUUUUAUAGUGUUCAUUUGGAGAAAAGAAAAUGUUCUUAAAAGAGGAAAGAUUUGGAAUUUAUGUUUUCUUGUUAACAUUUUAUUUUCCAUUUUGUGUCUUGUUUAUAGAUGUUUUCACAGUAAUAAAAUGGAAGUAUGAGGAGCUGCUUGUUGAUAAUUGACAGCUGUUUUAAUCACAUCUCUUUAUAAGUACAGGUAUGUUUUAACAGCUGUUUGCAGAGGUGUUCGAUCCAGUUGCAGGACUAACAAAGAUUCACAAAUAUGAUGACCUCCGACUCGACCAAGCACACAGCUCAAGAUUCUGUUCCUUGCAUCCUGAAUCAACUAAUGUUGAGCUGUGUUACAUGAACCUUUUUUAUAAAAGAUAAAUGUAAGAAAUGUUUUGACAAACAAAACUUUUCUAAUAAAAUUGAAAGGGAAAAGUUAA
Messenger RNA from Eleginops maclovinus (Patagonian blennie), 1645 nucleotides. RefSeq names its product DCN1, defective in cullin neddylation 1, domain containing 5 (S. cerevisiae) (gene dcun1d5). NCBI's taxonomy places the organism in Eukaryota, Metazoa, Chordata, Actinopteri, Perciformes, Eleginopidae. Gene Ontology annotation, molecular function: cullin family protein binding; ubiquitin conjugating enzyme binding; ubiquitin-like protein binding. The record is from RefSeq and is a predicted model, not a curated record. Gene Ontology annotation, biological process: protein neddylation. Gene Ontology annotation, cellular component: ubiquitin ligase complex. The coding region runs from base 356 to 1054 and encodes 232 amino acids. The transcript has 10 exons.